AUGAUCCCUAAGAAACUCCAUAGAGUCAUAAUUGCACUGAAUCGUGAGCUGGGCUUAACCUGGAAUGGUCGAUUGAAUGAAAAAAAUUGUACGGACUCUAUUUUUUCACAAUCCCCUGCUGUUGUCCCUAUUGUGAUUGAACUAAGUAAUGAAAACUCUAAUAACUGCAAUACUAGUGCUCAUGUGAUUGUAGACCCUGUUGUUACUCUUCUUGUUGAUCCUUGGAAAAACUUACUUGUUGGUUCGAAAAUGGCUUCGAAGGGGGCUGAGCUUGGAUUUAUUAAUCCUCUUGUUAAAGAUGGUAGGAAAGUAGCUCAACUCCAGCAGAAGGAGUUGGAUUCUAUGGCUGAUAAAUGGCAGGCUGCGAUAGUCAUGUAUGUGGUGGGUGAAUCCCCCACUAUUCCCUCUGUUAAGAGGUUUAUGGCUGCUGUGUGGAGCAAUGUGACACAACCACAUGUCUUCUACCAUGAUGAGGGGUACUUCAUCCUUAAGUUUGCUAAUGUAGAGGACAAGAACACUAUAGUUGUUGGUGGACCCUAUACCUUCUAUGGUAAACCUGUCAUUAUUAAGCCUUGGGUAGCAAAUUUCAAUUUCUAUGAAGAAGUUCUUAAGGUUAUUCCACUGUGGGUGAAAUUUCCUAACCUUCCUCUCAACUGUUGGGGUAGUGAUUCUCUCAGCAGGAUCAGCAGCUUGCUUGGAGUUUCUUUAUUUGCAGAUGGGUGCACAACAAGACAAGAAAGGGUUUCCUUUGCUAGGGUACUAAUUGAAAUGGAUGUCACUAAUCCAUUGCCUGAUCAUGUUUGGAUAGAGGAUACUACUGGGAAAGCUUUUAAGAAACCAGUGUUAUAUGAUUGGAAGCCACAAUUCUGUAAACCUUGCAAUAUAGUGGGUCAUGACUGUGAUAAAAUACAAAAGGCUAAACCUGUCAAACCAGCUGUGAAGAAAGUUUGGGUGCCAAAGCAGAUGCAACAGGCUGAACAACCACAGGUUGUUAGUACCAAUGCACAUACACCACCUCACACUCAAGUUGUUCCACAAGCUAGUGGAAAUGUUGACUGGAAGAUUGUAACCAGAAGGACCAAAGGGCCUUCUAGAAUGAGAAACAUGAGUCCUAGUAAUCCAUUCACAGCCCUUUCAAGUGAUUUGGGGUUAAAAGAAAUAACUGAUGGGGAUAUGACUGAAGUUGGAGAUGACCACACUGUUAUUCAAGCACCUAAUCAUGAAGAAGCCUUAAUUGAAACUAGAGUUAAAGAAACAAAGUUCAAGAAAAUUUCUAGUAAGUUUGGUAGAUACUGGAGCUGGGGAGAAAGCUAUAAAGACAACCCUAGGGGCAGGAUUUGGUUAGGUUGGCAACACCUUGAGGUGGAUUUGUCUAUCCUAACAUGCCAUGAGCAGUUUAUUCACUGUGUGGUUAGGGAUAGAUCUGGGUGUGUUUAUCUGUACUUCACUGCAGUGUAUGGACUGCAUACUAUUGAGGAUAGGAAACGUUUAUGGUCAGCUCUGUUACAGAUUCAAGCCAGUGUGGGGGCAUACCCAUGGAUCUUGUCAGGUGACUUUAACACCAUAUUGGCUGAUGGUGAUAGAAUAAAUGGAUGUCCUGUUACAGCUGCUGAAACUUGUGACUUUAACAAUUUUGCUGUUUCUGCUGGAUUGUGUGUUCUGCAGAGUGUUGGGGAUUAUUUUUCUUGGCAUAAAGGGGCUAGUGAGGGGAAAGUAGCAAGUAGAAUAGAUUGGUGCUUGGGUAAUCCUGCCUGGGCGAUGAAAUUCAGUGGGGUGCCUAUGCAGUAUUUAAACUUUUCUAUCUCUGAUCAUGUGCCUUUAAUGAUCUCUUGCUUACCUGAUGUUCCAGAAGGGGGUAAACCUUUUAGAUUCUUGAAUUUCCUUGCUCAUCAUACACAGUUUGCACCAUUGGUGAAAGCAGUUUGGGACUCUCCUGGUGCUGGUUCAUGUAUGUUCCAACUUUGGUGUAAACUGAAACAGGUGAAGUGUAAGUUGAAGAGUCUCCAUAGGGAGGAAUUUGUUGGUAUUGCUGAGAAGAUUGACAAAGCUAGAACCUUGUUGGCAUCUGUACAACAAGAUUUGGUUACUGCUCCUACCACUGAGUUGCACCUGCAAGAAAUUGAGUGUAUAGCUGACUUGAGGAAAUGGCUCAAAGUAGAUGAGAUUGCUCUAAGGCAAAAAUCUAGAAUUCAGUGGUUGCAGGUGGGGGACUCUAAUCACCACUAUUUCUUCUCCUCACUAAAAGAAAGAAAUAGAAUAAAUAGGAUUUCUAUCCUAUAUGAUGCUAAAGGCAACAAAUUAGUUUAUGAUGAGGCUAUUCAAAAGGAAGUUAUCUCUUUCUAUAAAGCUUUACUUGGCUCUUCUGCUCCUUCUCUCCCUUCUGUGCACUUGCCUACAUUGAGAAAAGGGCCAACACUUAGUGUUUCUGCUAAGAAGUGGCUGAUUAGACAGGUUACUAAUGAUGAAAUUGAUCUAGCCCUGAAAGCUAUUGGAGAUGAUAAAGCUCCUGGUCUGGAUGGUCUUAAUGCUGUUUUCUUUAAGAAGUCUUGGCAUAUAAUCAAGGAGGAUGUUUAUAGAGCAGUAAAGGAGUUGUUCUUGUCUAACACUAUGUUACCUCAGUUCAACACUACAUCCAUCACUCUUGUUCCCAAAGUUCUUAACCCUACUUUGGUUAAAUACUUUAGACCUAUUGCUUGCUGUAAUGUGGUCUAUAAAUUGGUUUCUAAAGUGUUAACCACUCGAAUGCAAACUGUGAUUAGUGAAGUUGUGAAUGAAGCUCAAUCAGGGUUUAUUCCUGGAAGACAGAUUGCAGAUAAUAUCUUGUUGGCUACUGAGCUGAUAAAAGGUUACAUUAGGUCUCAUGUCUCCCCCAGAUGCAUGCUGAAAGUUGAUUUAAAAAAAGCUUAUGAUUCUAUUGAGUGGCCCUUCUUGAAAGAUUUAAUGUUGGGGCUUGGCUUCCCUGAGUGUUUUGUUGGGUGGGUAAUGGCUUGCAUUACUACUGUUUCCUACAGUAUUCUGAUUAACGGCUCCCCUACUCUCCCCUUUAGAGCUAGGAAAGGUUUGAGACAAGGUGACCCAAUGUCACCUUUUCUGUUUGCUUUGGGAAUGGAGUAUCUUACCAGACACCUCCAGCACUUGCAAUCUCUCCCUGAUUUCAAUUUCCACCCAAGAUGUGAGAAGCUUGCUAUCACACAUCUGAUGUUUGCAGAUGACUUGCUAAUAUUUGCAAGAGCUGACCCCCAUUCUGUCUUGAUGUUGUUUGAUGCUUUUUCUAAGUUUUCUAAAGCUUCUGGUUUGGAAGCUAACUUGGACAAAAGUAAUAUUUAUAUAGGUGGGGUUAAUGCUUCAGAAAGGAGAGCAAUAGUUGACUUGGUUCAUAUCCCUGAAGGCCAGUUCCCUUUCAGAUACUUGGAUGUACCUCUGUCUAUAAAGAAGCUGGUCUAUAAUCAGUGCAGGCCUUUGAUUGAUAAAGUCAUUAGUAGGGACAAAACUUGGACAGCUAGGAAUCUUUCCUAUGCUGGUAGAUUGCAACUUGUUCAGUCUAUCUUGCUAAGUUUGCAGGCCUACUGGUGCCAAAUCUUCAUCCUUCCAAAGAAAGUAAUCAAGGAGAUCCAAAACUACUGCAGAAUCUUUCUUUGGACAGGUCAUACUGACCCAUCUAGGAAGUCAUUAGUUGUUUGGCAUAGGUUAUGUCUUCCUAGAAGUGCAGGUGGAUGGAACCUCAAAGAAAUGAGCUUGUGGAAUAAAGCUGUUGUCUCUAAGCUGUUAUGGGCUCUCACUCAUAAAAUGGACAAGCUGUGGUGUAGAUGGGUGCAUGCUUACUAUAUUAAAGGGAGAUUCUCACCUCUCACCAAUAUGUUGUUGCUGCUGGAGGGUGGGAUGCAGUUGCCAACAAAAGAUAGACUACUUCAGUGGAAAGUAGUGACUGAUGAUCUUUGCCCCUUAUGCUCAAAAUGUCCUGAAUCUGUUUCUCAUCUCUUUUUUCACUGUGAGUUUGCUGCUGGCAGGACUGGAGAUAGACAUAAGCUGCUGCUUAUGUACUUUGCUAAAUGUGUGUAUGGCAUAUGGAUACAGAGAAAUGAGAUGGUGUUUAAUCACAAAUGCAGAGAUCCUAAGGCUGUGCUUCAGGAUGUAAAAUUUCGUGUUGCUUUUGGUGGGAGAAAGAAGGGAAAGGUCCAUGGCUUGGGGAGUGGCUCUCCUUUGUAUUAUGCACCACCUUUGAGGGGUGGUGGUUCUUCUAGCUCAUACAUACCUUCCCUUUAUUCGCAAUUUCAACAACAAUUUACCCAAAAGACCCAAGAGUUGGAGGCAACACAAGCCCAGAUACUAAGGGAGAGAGAAGAAGAAAGACUGGAGCGACAAAGGGAGAAGGAAGAGCUACAAAGGGAGAAGGAAGAGCUACAAAGGGAGAGAGAUGCAGAGCGACUUGAGCACCAAAGGGAGAAACAAGAAAAAGAAGAAAAUGAUAGGGCCCAAGCAAAGGUGAUUGCGGAGUUGAAAGAGGCAAUGGAGAACUAUGGAAGGAUGUUCAAUCAGUGUAGUCAAUUUCAGUCUCAGGACCGUCGAGGUCCCCCCGGCGGAGGGGCAGGGCUAGGCACACCUACGGGCUAG
Molecule: messenger RNA, 4611 nt
Organism: Spinacia oleracea (spinach)
Lineage: Eukaryota; Viridiplantae; Streptophyta; Magnoliopsida; Caryophyllales; Amaranthaceae
Exons: 5
Coding region: 1-4611 (1536 amino acids)
Molecular function (GO): catalytic activity
Source: RefSeq, a predicted model, not a curated record